AAGCAGGCAUACAGCACUUCUUACUCGAUCCUUGUUCUGCAGGUGGGUGCUUCGAAGAAGGACCUACAACCUGUGCUGGACCUGUCCAAUCGCAUAUUUGAUACCGCCCCGUUGCCACCGAGUCCUCACUCGUCUCUAGAUGAAUGGCACGGACGGCUAUCCUUACGGUUUAUUGCACCAUCAUCCGAGUCCACGCAUGAUCCCAAACUAGCUGGUCGUUCAUCCGCUAUUGAAGGAUCCAAACACCAUUCGUCUUUGUCUACCGAUCGCGACACCGAUAUCCAAGAUCCAAUUGGUUUCGUCUUCGCUAGUCCCAAGACUUAUCCAUCUCUACCGCAUCCAACACUGCAUGUCUGGCUUGCCGGUAUCGCCGAGCGGGCGCGAGGCACAGGAGUGUUUGCAGCACUGAUGGCCGAAGUAGAGACGCAUGCGCGAAACACCAACGGCGGCGUAGGUGUUGAUGUCAAGGCUGGCCAGGGGCACGUGCAGGCCUUGAGCAUAUGUACUUUCCCGGCAAGGUUUAGUAGGAUGUUUUCCAUCUUGCAGAGGGAGGGGUGGCAGGUUAAGGAGUGGAUGGAUGAUGGGCAGAAGGUGCUUUUGGUGAAGGAGUUGUCUAAU
This is a messenger RNA of Capronia coronata CBS 617.96, 618 nucleotides long. RefSeq lists its product as uncharacterized. The record is from RefSeq and is a predicted model, not a curated record. The transcript has 2 exons. NCBI's taxonomy places the organism in Eukaryota, Fungi, Ascomycota, Eurotiomycetes, Chaetothyriales, Herpotrichiellaceae. The annotation marks the transcript as partial.